Messenger RNA from Xenopus laevis (African clawed frog), 1700 nucleotides. RefSeq lists its product as uncharacterized. Lineage: Eukaryota; Metazoa; Chordata; Amphibia; Anura; Pipidae. Gene Ontology annotation, cellular component: cytoplasm. Gene Ontology annotation, molecular function: sulfotransferase activity. The record is from RefSeq and is marked predicted.
UCCUAGUACUGUGGCAGUGCCCCUAACUAGAAUAGUUGUGAAAGGUGGAGAAUUUGAGACUAUUGUGACCCGAGCCAUUUUAUUGUCAUAAGGUCCAUAAUGACGGAGUGUGUCGAAUACAAGGGAUACCGCUUCCCUGCCACCACAGUGAAGGAUCUAGAGUUUGCUGAAAAUGAACUCCAAGUUCUGGAUGAUGAUGUCUUUAAUGUGACUUACCCUAAGUCAGGAACCACCUGGAUGAUAGAAAUCUUAAGUCUUAUUCACUCCAAUGGUGAUCCAACCUGGUCUCAAGAAGUUCCCAACUGGGACAGGGUGCCUUGGAUUGAAGUUCAAGGUACUGAAGAAAAGCUGAAGAAAAUUCAGGACAGACGGAGAUAUUUUUCCAGCCAUCUGCCUAGACAGUUUUUUUGCAAAUCUUUCACCAAUUCAAAGGCUAAGGUUAUUUACACAGCCAGACACCCAAAAGAUGUUGCCGUCUCGUUCUACCAUUUUUCAAAAAUAAACAAGUUGUUUGAGUACCCUGAGAAUUUUGACCUGUUUCUGAAAAAUUUUCUAUCAGGGAACCUACCCUACGGAUCUUGGUUUGACCAUGUCAAGGGAUGGUUGGAGCUGGCUGGAAAGGACAACUUCCUAUUCAAUACUUACGAGGACCUUCAAAAGGACCUGCGGGGAAGUCUGAAAAGGAUCUGUACGUUCAUUGGGAAGGAGCUGGAUGAAGCAGCUCUGGAUGCUGUUAUGGAAAAUGUCUCUUUUAAAACCAUGAAAGACAACCGCAUGGCUAAUUUUUCUCUUGUGCCUGAGAGAAUCAUGGAUCUAACAAAGGGCCAAUUUAUGAGAAAAGGAAUCUCUGGGGACUGGAAGAAUCAUUUCACCGUUGCUCAGAGCGAGUAUUUUGACAAGGUCUUUAAGGAGAAAAUGGCAGAUAUCGGCGUGAAGUUACCAUGGGAAGAGAACUGAUCUGAACUGUUCCCCGCUGACGUGACUUUAGAUAUUUAUCAGUUCAAAGAGCAAGUACAGCAAUAAAAAAUGUUUGGAAUGUACCUUUGUUCCAGAGAUAAAUAGGAAUAACGUGACAUCACAAAAAGGAAAGAUCUCCUAGUCUUCUGCAAUAAAAGAGGAAUUUCAAAUUAAAACAUGAAAUGUGCUGGAUACUGGGAGUUACAGAUUAACAACACAUGGGGAACCACUGGCUUCACAUUAUUGCCUGAGAACUAACUUUUAUAUAAUAAAAGUCGGUAACGGAAAAAAUAUUCACCAUGUGACAAGUUAUGCCUCUGUACAAGCAAAUGUUCCUAUGAGCGAAUUUAAUAUAGCUUUUUUCAAACCCGGACCACUUCUGACAGUGGAAGAAGGUGUGCAGUGAAUGUAAUAAAACUUCUCACUGAGAAAGUUGUGAUGUUUGCUCCAGAAGAUUAUCACACUAAGCUCCACAUAGACGCAACGAUUCUUCUUGCCGAACAACCGGUUUUAGGAAAGACCGAACAAUCCUUCGAUUGCUUUAAAAGUGGGCAAUGCUCAAUGAAAAUUUGCAAUGCAAACAGUUUAAGGAAGAAUAUUACAUUGCGAAAUGCAAUUUUUAUUUAGCUCUUUCGACCCUCCUCUGUGUCUUUGCAGACAAGUGCUUUUAUCCUCCGUUUAUAUUUAAAUGAUACAUUUCUUGACAAUGAUAAAUUUGAUAAAUAAAGCCUAAUAAUCUACCA